Messenger RNA from Cricetulus griseus (Chinese hamster), 723 nucleotides. NCBI's taxonomy places the organism in Eukaryota, Metazoa, Chordata, Mammalia, Rodentia, Cricetidae. The record is from RefSeq and is a predicted model, not a curated record.
AUGGAGCUGCCUUUGAGUAAACUUCACAUCUCAGGGACAUUCUUGCUGCUGGUGUUGAACCUGCUCUUGUGGGAGAAAGCUGCAUCUAUUCCAGAAUGUCAUACAGAAGAGGGGGGAUGUUGGAACCCCCUUGUGGAAACCUUUAACAGUGCCAUCAACAGAGCUAAAAAUAUCCGUGAUCUUGCUGAACAAAUGCAUCAAGAGUUUUUCCACAAUGAAUUCUCUUCCAAAGCAUUUGCGAAUCUGCUUACAAAAAUGAAUAGGAGGGAUCAGGCUGUUCUCAGGGCAAGACUGUACUGCCAUGCUAAUAGUACAAACCCUCCGGAUCAUGGAACUGAACAUGUAAAUAUCAAAAACAAAAAAUAUUUAAAAAUGUUGAUCAAUUAUGUGGGUGCCUGGACAAGUCCUCUAUACCAUCUCACACUUGAACUGAGUGCCAUGCCAGAUGCCCCAGAAACUAUAAUUUCAAAAGCCAAUGAAAUUGAAGAGAACAACAAAGAACUCCUGAAUGACCUUAGGUGGAUACUCGCCAAGGCCUAUCCUACAGCACAUAUGAAGGAAAAAUUCCCCAGCUGGGAACAUCUUCCAUACAUAAAAUCAAAUAAUAAAGCCAAUAAGUUUUUGGCAAUGUUUAACCUUUCCUACUGCCUACGCCUUAAUAUAUUCUUCACUGUAUAUCAUCUCAGAACACUGAAGUGUCGAAUAGCUGGGAAAGAUUGCUAA